CAACUCUUCCUCCUCCAACUCCAUCUCUCGCUCGCUUUCUGUCUAUUUUCUCUCUGUUUGCUGCGCCGCCGCCACCGGUCCACCACCACCCCAAAGCACUGGUCGACGCCAUCUCCGCCUCCACCAUCUCCGCCUCCACCAUCUCCGCCGUAUACAGGCUUCACAGUAACAGAGAUUCGAGAAAAGGAUGGCGUUGAGAGGAGUGUGGCAAUUGCAAAAACUGGUUGUGAGCUAUUCUGAUUGGGGAGGAAGCAGUAGGGGCAUCAGAUCAUUUAUGGAGACAUAUCUACCGACAUUUAAGGAGAAGAAUCCUCAGCUAGAGGUGAUUACUGAACUCAUCCGCGGUCAGCACCCACAUCUGAAGGGCUUAUACAAGAACAAGACUGAAAAGGUGGUAUGUGUGAAGAACAUGGAUUCAGAAGAGGUUCUUCAAUAUGCAAACAGGCUAAGAAACCAACUGGGGAGAAAAGUGGUGAAGCUGAAGACUAGACAUGUAACCAAACAUCCCAGCGUGCAAGGUACCUGGACAACUGACGUAAAGUUUUGAAGCACAAGAAACAAUCGCAUCGCAAACAGUUUCUUCUGGUGUGUUUCCGAGCAGUUGUGGACUAUAGUUCGGAAUUGGUAGUCAAGUCAGUUGUUUACUUUAGCAGCUUCUCUUCUAUGAAUAUGGUAUUAUGUUCUUGAUCAAAUAAUUUAACCUCAUCAAGAUGCUGUUCGAGAUUAUGAUAUUCUCAAUUGGAUGCUUACAUGGAAAGUGACUGCUUAUCAUCGAGAAAAUAGAAAAAAAGGCUUAUUUUUA
Molecule: messenger RNA, 802 nt
Organism: Pyrus x bretschneideri (Chinese white pear)
Lineage: Eukaryota; Viridiplantae; Streptophyta; Magnoliopsida; Rosales; Rosaceae
Product: 54S ribosomal protein L51, mitochondrial
Exons: 4
Coding region: 188-547 (119 amino acids)
Biological process (GO): mitochondrial translation
Cellular component (GO): mitochondrial large ribosomal subunit
Molecular function (GO): structural constituent of ribosome
Source: RefSeq, a predicted model, not a curated record